GUGUGUGUGCGCGUGCAGUAGGGAUCUGCACUGUCCUCCACUCUCAGAAAUCCUGAACUUAAAAUCUAAUUAAGGCUGUCGACAACAGGAAUUGUUUUCUGUUUUUUAAAUAAUUAUUUUUUGCGGACUACAAAAUGACAAUAAGAUCAGACCGAGACCAUGGACAACAUUAUCGGCCACGGAUGUCCUGCCUUAAAAAGUUGGAGGCCGUAGUGGUUCAGAUGCAGGACCCAUCGACUGGAGUGAAGGGAUCAGAACAGAAACUAAAUGUUACAACCAUUCCCCAUGCAAUCGUUGGUCAGGACAUUGUUGCAUGGAUCUCCAAACAUAUGAGCAUGGACAAUGAUGAGGCUCAAGCAUUUGGAACAAUGUUAGUGGCAUUCGGCUACAUCUACCCUCUGCAGGAUCACAAAAAGCUUGUCCUCAGACCAGAUGGCAGUUUGUACCGCUUUCAGACCCCCUAUUUCUGGCCUGUGCAGAAAUUGAAAGCUGAGGACACCGAUUAUGCAAUCUAUCUGGCAAAGAGAAACAUUCGAAAAAAGGGAGCACUUGAUGCUUAUGAACAGGAGGAAUACAACAAACUCCACAAAUGGAUGAACCACAAAUGGGAUUUUAUUGUGAUGCAAGCUAAAGAGCAGUACCAGGCUGGGAAGAUGCGUCAGAAGGCAGACAGAGUUGUAUUUGACUGUCAGGAGAGAGCCUACUGGAUUGUCCACAGGCCUCCACCACAAACACACAGUGCUAUGGAUGUCCUGGAUCGUCAUAUUGACCCUAAUGCAGAGGAGAAAAAAACCUACGAUUAUUAUAGAAGAAUCAUCAUCUACACACAACAGGCUGUCAUGAGGUCAAGAGUCAAGUCUACAGUAUCUCUUGGAGCCCUGGUCAAGUAUAUGGCGACAUUUAUGAACCAUGACCCGUUCCUCGUGCCCUGCCUCCCUAGUAAUCCCUGGCAAACGGAUGAUGACUCUUAUUGGGAGUUGAACAUGGCAGAUGUUGAAGUUCCCACAAAGAUGAGAGUGGAGCGCUGGUCCUUUAGCUUCUAUGAGUUGCUCAAUGACCCACGAGGCCGUGCAGACUUCAAAAUUUUCCUGAAGAAGGAAUUCAGUGGUGAGAAUCUGGCUUUCUGGGAAGCCGCUGAGGAGUUAAAAUGGGGCACAGCAGCUUCUAUGUCAGAGAAAGCAGAACACAUUUUCAAAACCUUUUUGGCCCCAGGAGCACCACGCUGGAUCAAUAUUGAUGGCAGGACAAUGGGUAUUACAGUAAAGGGCCUGGAGCAUCCUCACCGAUAUGUACUGGACGGUGCUCAGACCCACAUCUUCAUGCUGAUGAAGAAGGAUACCUUUUAUCGCUACCUGAAGUCACCAGUUUAUAAGGAAAUACAGAAAAAGGCCAUUUCACCAGUGCCACACAAUUUCAGUGAUACCCAGCUGGAGCAAAACAGCAGGAGCCGCAGGCAGAGCAUCAGCCCCAUCAUCACCUGGCAAAAGGAGCAGGAAGAGAAAGCCAAGGCAGAAGCUGCAUCUGGACCCGUAGACAUUAAAAAACUGAUGGCCAGCAAACUAGAUCGCAAAUAGAAAGAGACAAAGAUGCAUGCUGGAAAAUGCUUUACUUAAUAAUCUGACUAAUUAAAAGAGAUCCUUAAAAUGUU
Pimephales promelas (fathead minnow) is the source of this 1648-nucleotide messenger RNA. RefSeq names its product regulator of G protein signaling 9a (gene rgs9a). Lineage: Eukaryota; Metazoa; Chordata; Actinopteri; Cypriniformes; Leuciscidae. Gene Ontology annotation, molecular function: GTPase activator activity. The record is from RefSeq and is a predicted model, not a curated record. Gene Ontology annotation, cellular component: neuron projection; plasma membrane; cytoplasm. Gene Ontology annotation, biological process: regulation of G protein-coupled receptor signaling pathway; intracellular signal transduction; G protein-coupled receptor signaling pathway.